AUGGGUUCUUUUCAGACACCCAUGGCCACUCGAACCGCGAAGAUGCUCGAGACGUCUUGUGUUGGCGAAGAUGAGUUCGAAAGAGAAAAAGUUUUGGUAGAUUUGGAGCACGAGUGUCUUCAGAUAUAUCGAAGAAAAGUUGAUGAUGCGAAUAUGUCGAGGGCACGUUUGCAUCAGGAGUUGGCAGAUUCCGAAGCUCAAUUUACUCAUUUAAUUUUGUCACUCGAUGAUCGUUCGCUUCCUGGAAGGCCGGAGAAAUUGGCGGGGACGUUAAAAGAGCAACUAGGGGCGAUUGCUCCGGCUCUACGGAAAAUGCAAACGAGAAAGGCAGAGAGAAUGAAGCAGUUUCGAGCGGUACAAUUGCAGAUUCAUAAAAUAUCUGCCGAAAUUGCUGGUCAAUCUGAAUACGAUGAUUCAUUACCCGAAGCCGUAGUAAAUGAAAACGAUCUUUCGUUGAAGAAACUUGAAGAAUAUCAAAUGAAACUUCAAGGACUUGAGGCUGACAAGAGUGACAGGCUUGAAAGGGUGAAAAACUACAUAAUCGCGAUUCAGAACUUGUCGGCUAUGUUAGGAAUGGAUUCAUCGAUGAUCAUAACGAAGGUGCACCCGAGCUUGAACGAGUUAUCGGGUCUCUCCAAGAACAUGAGUGACCGUAUUUUGGCUAAACUUAAUGCCACCGUAGAAUCCCUCGAAGCCGAAAAGCGUUCGCGGAUCGAAAAGCUUCACAAUCUUGGGAAUUCUUUGAAAAACUUAUGGGAUCUAAUGGACACACCCUACAUCGAUCGCCAAUUGUUUUCACACAUCUUGGGUUCGAUCACGUCGACUAAUAUCUCCGCUCCCGGAAGUCUGUCCAUCACGAUGAUCGAGCAGGCGGAGGCGGAAGUCGAAAGAUUAGAUCAAUUAAAAGCAAGCAAAAUGAAAGAACUUCUCGUAAAGAAGCAGACCGAGCUCGAGGAGAUUUGUAGGCGAUCGCAUAUGGAAGUCCCUUCGCUAUCAAAGACCGACCAUAUCGUUAACUUGAUAAACCGUGGUGAGAUGGACUAUGCCGAUCUCCUAAAGAGCAUGGAUGAGCAAAUAACAAGAGCCGAAGACGAAGCUUCGAGUCGGAAAAUGAUUAUGGAGAAAGUUGAAAAAUGGGUCUUGGCACGAGACGAGGAACGAUGGCUAGAAGAAUACACCAUGGACGAUAAAAGGUAUACAGUCAGUAGAGGUGCUCACAAAAAUCUAAAACGAGCCGAACGUGCCCGUGCCAUGGUCAACAAAAUAUCAGCUUUGGUGGAGUCGUUGAUACUGAAGACGAAAAGUUGGGAAGAAGAAAGAAAGAAGGUGUUUUUAUACGAUGACGUACCUUUACUGGCGUUGAUGGAGGAGUACAAUAUGUCGAGAAUUGAAAAAGAAGAAGAGAAACAACAACGUCAAAGGGAAAAGAAGAUAACACAUAGUCAAGUGGUGGUUUUGCACGAGAGUGUGAUGCUGACGAGGCCAACCACCGGCUCUCGUCGUCAGUUGGACCGAAGCGUCGAUGGAGGGUUCAAAAUUAGGGGCUCUACAGGCGUACAACUAGUAACGAAUAAUGUCAGAUCGUCAUAUCAAAACGCACUCAAGGGAUCUCAAGGACCGAAGAUAUUUGCACGUGCUCGUAUUGAUCGACAUCUUAGAGAAGAUCAAGCUUCUGGUGGCUCACCGUUUUCUCUUAACUAGACGCAAUGGCUCGUAUUAAUUGCAUCAA
Molecule: messenger RNA, 1729 nt
Organism: Cynara cardunculus var. scolymus (artichoke)
Lineage: Eukaryota; Viridiplantae; Streptophyta; Magnoliopsida; Asterales; Asteraceae
Product: 65-kDa microtubule-associated protein 8
Exons: 11
Coding region: 1-1701 (566 amino acids)
Biological process (GO): microtubule cytoskeleton organization
Cellular component (GO): spindle; cytoplasm
Molecular function (GO): microtubule binding
Source: RefSeq, a predicted model, not a curated record